GCCUCAGCCUCCUGAGUCCUGGGAUUACAGAGAUCACGUCACACGGUGAUAUUGGCUGAGCUCUGCUUGACUUGGCUCUGUGCAGAUGGAGUCGAGGACUCAGUGGUGUCGGUCCGAAUGACAGCAGCCUUCUGUCCAAAAUGGAGAAGAAGCGAAGGAAGAAAUGAAAGCCUCACUACGGGCCAAGCUGCGGAUGGCCAUGGGACUUAACUUCUAUUUACGUUGGACAAGACUGUAGGAUGGUUGACCAGUAAAGUUGCAGCAUUUAGCCAAAACACAAGUUCAUUUUUGAUCAAGGAAGAAAAAGUGUGGUUGGAUUUUAGCAAUUUUAUUCACUUGUGACCAUGAAGCUUGUCAAUGUCUGGCUGCUUUUGCUAGUGGUUUUGCUCUGUGGGAAGAAACAUCUGGGUGACAGGCUGGAGAAGAAAGCGUUUGAAAAAGUGCCAUGCCCUGGCUGUUCCCAUCUGACUUUGAAGGUGGAAUUCUCCUCAACAGUUGUGGAAUAUGAAUAUAUUGUGGCUUUCAACGGCUACUUUACAGCCAAAGCUAGAAAUUCAUUUAUUUCAAGCGCCCUGAAGAGCAGUGAAGUAGACAACUGGAGAAUUAUACCUCGGAACAAUCCCUCCAGUGACUACCCUAGUGACUUCGAGGUGAUUCAGAUCAAGGAAAAGCAGAAGGCAGGGCUGCUGACGCUUGAGGGCCACCCCAACAUCAAGCGGGUGACGCCCCAGAGGAGGGUCUUCCGUUCCCUGAAAUUUGCUGAGCCGGACCCUGUUGUGCCUUGUAAUGAAACUCGCUGGAGCCAGAAGUGGCAGUCGUCACGUCCCCUGAAGAGGGCCAGUCUCUCUCUGGGCUCUGGUUUCUGGCAUGCCACUGGAAGGCAUUCAAGUAGACGGUUGCUGAAAGCCAUUCCACGCCAGGUUGCUCAGACACUACAGGCAGAUGUGCUGUGGCAGAUGGGAUACACAGGUGCAAAUGUCAGGGUUGCUGUUUUUGAUACUGGGCUGAGCGAGAAGCACCCCCACUUUAAGAAUGUGAAGGAGAGAACCAACUGGACCAAUGAGCGGACUCUGGAUGAUGGUCUGGGCCAUGGUACGUUUGUGGCAGGCGUGAUUGCCAGCAUGAGAGAAUGCCAAGGAUUUGCCCCAGAUGCAGAGCUUCAUAUCUUCAGGGUCUUUACCAACAACCAGGUGUCUUACACGUCUUGGUUUUUGGAUGCCUUCAACUACGCCAUCUUGAAGAAAAUUGAUGUACUAAACCUCAGCAUUGGUGGCCCUGACUUCAUGGAUCACCCCUUUGUUGACAAGGUGUGGGAAUUAACUGCUAACAAUGUUAUCAUGGUUUCCGCUAUUGGCAACGAUGGACCUCUGUAUGGCACUCUGAAUAAUCCUGCUGAUCAGAUGGAUGUGAUUGGAGUGGGUGGCAUUGACUUUGAAGAUAACAUCGCCCGCUUUUCUUCCAGGGGAAUGACUACUUGGGAACUACCAGGAGGCUAUGGUCGUGUGAAGCCUGACAUUGUCACCUAUGGUGCUGGAGUGCGAGGUUCUGGUGUGAAAGGGGGGUGCCGGGCCCUCUCAGGGACCAGUGUCGCCUCUCCAGUGGUCGCUGGCGCUGUCACCCUGUUAGUGAGCACAGUCCAGAAACGUGAGCUGGUGAAUCCUGCCAGUAUGAAGCAGGCCCUGAUCGCAUCAGCCCGGAGGCUUCCUGGAGCCAACAUGUUUGAGCAAGGCCAUGGCAAACUGGAUCUCCUUAGAGCCUAUCAGAUCCUCAACAGCUACAAGCCACAGGCAAGCUUGAGCCCCAGCUACAUCGACCUGACUGAGUGUCCCUACAUGUGGCCCUACUGCUCACAGCCCAUCUACUAUGGAGGAAUGCCAACAAUCGUUAAUGUCACCAUCCUCAAUGGCAUGGGUGUCACUGGGAGAAUUGUGGAUAAGCCUGACUGGCAGCCCUACUUACCACAGAAUGGAGACAACAUUGAAGUCGCUUUCUCCUCCUCCUCGGUAUUGUGGCCUUGGUCCGGCUACCUGGCCGUCUCCAUUUCUGUGACCAAGAAGGCAGCUUCGUGGGAAGGCAUUGCCCAAGGCCAUGUCAUGAUCACGGUGGCCUCCCCAGCAGAGGCAGAAGCGAAAAAUGGUGCUGAACAGACUUCAACAGUGAAGCUCCCAAUUAAGGUGAAAAUAAUUCCCACCCCUCCUCGGAGUAAGCGGGUCCUCUGGGAUCAGUACCACAACCUCCGCUACCCACCAGGCUAUUUCCCCAGGGACAACUUACGGAUGAAAAACGAUCCCCUGGACUGGAAUGGGGAUCACAUCCACACAAACUUCAGGGAUAUGUACCAGCAUGUGAGAAGCAUGGGCUACUUUGUGGAGGUUCUUGGCGCUCCCUUCACAUGCUUUGACGCCACUCAGUAUGGGACUUUGCUGAUGGUGGACAGUGAGGAGGAGUACUUCCCUGAGGAGAUCACCAAGCUGAGGAGGGACGUAGACAAUGGCCUCUCGCUCGUGGUCUUCAGUGACUGGUAUAACACUUCCGUCAUGAGAAAAGUGAAGUUCUAUGAUGAAAACACGAGACAGUGGUGGAUGCCAGAUACAGGAGGUGCCAACAUCCCAGCUCUGAAUGAGCUGCUGUCUGUAUGGAACAUGGCAUUCAGUGAUGGCCUAUACGAAGGGGAGUUCACCCUGGCCAGCCAUGACAUGUACUAUGCAUCUGGGUGCAGUAUCGCUAAGUUUCCAGAAGAUGGCAUUGUCAUAACACAGACUUUUAAGGACCAAGGAUUGGAGGUUUUAAAGCAGGAAACGGCAGUUGUUGAAAAUGUCCCCAUUUUGGGACUUUAUCAGGUUCCGUCUGAGGGUGGAGGCCGGAUUGUGCUGUACGGAGACUCCAAUUGCUUGGAUGAUAGUCACCGACAGAAGGACUGCUUUUGGCUUCUGGAUGCCCUUCUACAGUACACAUCCUAUGGGGUGACCCCUCCCAGCCUUAGCCACUCGGGGAACCGGCAGCGCCCUCCCAGCGGGGCGGGCUCGGCCCCUCCCGAGAGGAUGGAAGGAAACCAUCUUCAUCGCUACUCCAAGGUUCUCGAAGCCCACUUGGGAGACCCGAAACCAAGGCCACUGCCAGCCUGUCCACACUUGUCCUGGGCCAAGCCCCAGCCUUUGAAUGAGACAGCGCCCAGUAAUCUUUGGAAACACCAGAAGUUACUCUCCAUCGACCUGGACAAAGUGGUGUUACCCAACUUCCGAUCGAAUCGCCCUCAAGUGAGACCCUUGUCCCCUGGAGAGAGUGGUGCCUGGGACAUUCCUGGAGGCAUUAGGCCCGGCCGCUACAACCAGGAGGUAGGCCAGACCAUCCCUGUCUUUGCCUUCCUGGGAGCCAUGGUGGUCCUGGCCUUCUUUGUGGUGCAGAUCAAUAAGGCCAAGAGCAGGCCGAAGCGGAGGAAGCCCAGGGUGAAACGCCCACAGCUCAUACAGCAGGCCCACCCACCUAAGACCCCGUCAGUGUGACCAUCGGUCUGGCUGACCAUUGUCCUGAUCACCCUGGUGGGCAAGUGGAGCCCAGACAGUGUUUCAAGGGGUCCCCAUGCCAGGGCCUCCCCUCCUCCGAUGCACCCAGGCCCGCAGUACCUCCUGAAGUACCUCAUGGCCCUGGGCACCAGUAAGAGGGACUCCAUGGGCAGCCUCACGUGGUGUCAUGCCUGACCAGGCACCAGAGAUGGCUCUGCCCUGAGAGGACAACAUAUUUUCUCCGUAAGCUCAGCUGCCUUGACUGAGCUAAGAUACAUGCGCUUGUUAAAGGCUAUUUUCUAUAUUUAUUGUGGAGAAGAGUCACUUUAAAGACUUGUGCUAUUUGAAGCAAAGCUAUUUUUUUUGUUAAUGGAAUGCAGUUUUCUACUAUUACACCAUGAGAAACAACACAGAUUCCGUAGUCUCCUUUUGGAUGAGAGGACAGAUUUGAAGGAAACUUGCACAAAUCUGUGAAACAUAGACCUUUGCUUUAUUUUUAUAAGUAUCAACUGCCAUCAUGUUUUGUAAUUUGGGGUCUUGAUUUCACCAUUGUUGGUGAGGAAUUUUCAAUAAAUAUACAUAACCUGUCUGAAGCUGAAAA
Messenger RNA from Dipodomys ordii (Ord's kangaroo rat), 4104 nucleotides. It is a transcript of the gene Mbtps1, whose product is annotated as membrane-bound transcription factor peptidase, site 1. The record is from RefSeq and is a predicted model, not a curated record. Gene Ontology annotation, cellular component: Golgi apparatus. Gene Ontology annotation, biological process: proteolysis. Lineage: Eukaryota; Metazoa; Chordata; Mammalia; Rodentia; Heteromyidae. The coding region runs from base 345 to 3503 and encodes 1052 amino acids. Gene Ontology annotation, molecular function: serine-type endopeptidase activity. The transcript has 23 exons.